Messenger RNA from Bacidia gigantensis, 1134 nucleotides. RefSeq lists its product as uncharacterized. The coding region runs from base 1 to 1134 and encodes 377 amino acids. The transcript has a single exon. The record is from RefSeq and is a predicted model, not a curated record. Gene Ontology annotation, biological process: mycotoxin biosynthetic process. NCBI's taxonomy places the organism in Eukaryota, Fungi, Ascomycota, Lecanoromycetes, Lecanorales, Ramalinaceae.
AUGACCGCGCCACUCAUCCUCCAACGCAUCCCCUUCUUCCGCACGCAAACCGACACCAUCAUGUCCUCAGCCGAAAAGAAAGACCCUCUCAUCACAACGCGCCUGCUCACUCCCAUCGAAGACGACAUUGAGUCUCACCCUUCCAGCACCGACACCUCUCCCUCCCACCCCGGCUCCCCCUCCGAUGAGCUCACCACCAUCAACACCCUCACACGCCGCCUCAAGCUCGCACGGGGCGUCAUCUGCGUCCUAUCCUUCACCACUCUCGCCUUCCUCCUCUUAUUCCUGCUGUCUUUAGCUCACAACCAGUCCGGCCUCCCCCUCCCGACCGCCGCCACCACCACCAACACAGCUUUCUCCUCCUACACACCAGGCCACCAACACCCCUCCUCUCCCGGCCUCAGCCCAGCAGACACAUUCCCCUCCCUCGCUACCUCAGGCGCGCUGUCCUACACCCGCCACCCCUUCCCCGUCCACUUACACAACAACCCGUUCUCCGGCCCGCCGCGGCCGGAACUAGACGCUGCAUGGCACGAGUUGUUCGAAGAUAUCCGCAUCCGGGUGUCUGCUGAAGACCUGGCUUUCUACAACGUGUCGUCCAUCCCGCUGGCCCAGACUCAGGAUGAUCAGGCUAGGGAAGGGGGAGGCGGGGGAGGGGGGCGAUGGUUCGCAGCCGAAUUAGGCGUCCACCACGAACUACACUGCCUGAAGAAAAUCCGGCACUGGAUCCAUCGGGACUAUUACGGGCUUUAUCUGAAAGAAGAUGGGAGGGAAGGAGGAAUGGAGGAGGGGGAAAUGAGGGAGAUGCAGGCGCAUGUGGAUCAUUGUGUGGAGAUGAUUAGGGAGGCGAUUGUUUGUAGGGGGGAUACGAGUUUGUCGAGUUUUGAGUGGGUGGGAAACAACCCGAUAGCCGCUGGGAAUGGGAGUGGGGGAAAUGGUGGGGGAAAAGGGGAUGGGAAGGGGGAGGAGGGAGGAGGAAGGGGAGGGGCAAGACUCACGGCUGUGGCGAAGGGGUGGCAUACUUGCGUUAAUUGGGACAGUUUGAUGGGGUGGGUGAGGGAGCGGCAUGUGAAGGUUUUUGAGGAGGGGUUUUGGAGGGUCCGAUGGGGUUGUGAGAGCGGACAGGGGGGGUGA